This is a messenger RNA of Callorhinchus milii (elephant shark), 1113 nucleotides long. Its product is annotated as transmembrane emp24 domain-containing protein 11. Gene Ontology annotation, biological process: Golgi organization; endoplasmic reticulum to Golgi vesicle-mediated transport; intracellular protein transport. The transcript is spliced from 5 exons. The coding region runs from base 3 to 680 and encodes 225 amino acids. The record is from RefSeq and is a predicted model, not a curated record. Gene Ontology annotation, cellular component: COPII-coated ER to Golgi transport vesicle; endoplasmic reticulum; Golgi apparatus. NCBI's taxonomy places the organism in Eukaryota, Metazoa, Chordata, Chondrichthyes, Chimaeriformes, Callorhinchidae.
CAAUGCAACUGGAGUUCUGUAUUAGCAUGAAGUGUCCAUUGCUAGUGUUUCUGUGGAGUUCCUGUUGGGGCCUUUCUUUUGCUCUCUAUUUUCAUCAAGGAGAACGAGAAGAAAAAUGCAUUAUAGAGGAUAUCCCUGUCGAUACUCUGGUUACAGGAAGGUACAAAAUGCAGGCGUGGGAUUUUCUUGCCCAUGGCUUUCUUUCCUCCGCACCAGGUUUGGGUAUGUUUGUGACUAUCAAAGGACCGGAUGGAAAGACAAUGAUGCAUAAGUUAUACGGUUCAGAGAGUCGUUUUACGUUCACCUCACACUUGCCAGGAGAACACUACAUCUGCCUGAUAUCCAAUUCAACCCAAUUAGCGGUAUUUGCUGGAAAUAAGCUGCGUGUCCAUUUGGAUGUUCAGGUUGGGGAGCCUCCCAUUGAUGAGUCUCUUGCUGAAACCAAGGACAAAAUGGAUGAGGUUGAGGAGAGAAUCCAACAUGUGGUAGAGCGGAUUCGCCAAAUUGGCAAACAGCAAAAUUACCAGAGGACACGUGAAGAACAAUUUCGCCAAACCAGUGAAGACACCAACAACAAUGUAUUGUGGUGGGCCGUCAUUCAAACCAUUAUCCUACUUUCAGUGGGAGUCUGGCAAAUGAAGCACAUGAAAGAUUUCUUGAUUGCCAAAAAGCUAGUCUGACAUAAUGCAUGCUGUAGGAGCAGUUUUUUAUUAUUAUUAUGGUAUUUGUGCUACAUUAUAUUCACAAACUGAGUUUAUUGCUUUAAUGGGGACUUCCAGUUUGUGAAUCUUGGGUUGUGAAGAUUGAAUCGGGAAUUUUUGUCUGUCAAACCCCAAAUGCUAGUCUGCAGAGUCCAUAAAAAAACUGGAGGGCAAAUUACAUGCAUCCAAUACAUGCAAAUUGUAAAUACCAAUUAACUACAAUUAAGAGUCCAUUCAAUCUAUCGGGAGUGUUCCACUAAUUUAUUAGAUCUUGGCAGAUCUUUUAAUCACAAUUCCUCAACUGUUCGCCAAAUCUCUUAAUAUUUCUGUUACCCAACUCUAUCACGCUGAUAAAAAUCCAAUAUUAGCUUAUAGCUCUUUUCACAUAGAAUAAAACGUUUCAAAGCUCUUU